This is a messenger RNA of Macrosiphum euphorbiae (potato aphid), 1191 nucleotides long. Lineage: Eukaryota; Metazoa; Arthropoda; Insecta; Hemiptera; Aphididae. The record is from the annotation of a GenBank genome assembly.
AUGGGAUGUGCCCCGAGCACUCAAAGAAGCAUAAUUGAUAACGGAAUGGGUUCUAGAGAAACUGGAAUUGAAGCAUACCAAAAAGUAGAGCGUGACAUCGCUAGAGAAGAACAAGCUGCACCGGCUCCAUCUUUAGGUCACGAGAUGGCAAAACUGGAUCGUUUUAUCACAGAUAUAGAAAAUCUUAUGAGUCAGCUCAGUCAAGAACGUAUAGCGGAUGUUGAAUUAACAUCCAACGACCGAUUUUCCCAAAGAUAUUUCAAUUCGAGAAUUGUAGAUGAAAGCGACAAUGCAAUUAGGACAGUCAUGGCAGAAUUGCGAGUAAAUUUGAAUCAAAUACUUGCGAUAGAACACGAAGAAUUCAUUGCAAAUCUUAAUCGAAAAUCUUUAAAACUUCACCAUUUAAAUUGGUUAAGUCAAAUGAGAGCUAGAAGUGAAGAAGAAAUAUCAAAACUUAGUGUAAGAGUACAACAUUUACAGAAACUUUAUGAAAGCCAAGAACUAAUAAUAAGAAAUUUAGUUGGGAGUAAAUCAUCAAAUACCGGACAAUUGGAACGGGAAUUGGACAGGGUUCGCAGUUACCGAGACACGUUAGUUAGUGGUGAAUUGUCGUGGAAAGACGCCACGUUAUUCGCCCAAGACUCGGCGGAUUAUAGUCGUACGGCAUAUAAAAGUUGGCAUUCACUGCGGACCGAAGAAGACGAAUCUAUUAGAUUUCGUCAAGCAUUGAAAACUAGAGACUCGAUGCACCAAGCCGCUCUAUGCGUUCGGAUGGCACAGACCAUGUUGCCCGGUGUUCAAUUUCCGUAUUGUACUUCAAGAGAAGUAUUUGCUAUUCUACAAGUUAUUGAGUACUUGUUUACUGAUUUGCAAGUUUCCGAAAGGUUUGGUCAUGCUCUUGAAGUUUAUAGAAGCUUCAACAAAAGAGCGACGGCAUUGACUCAGUGGCUAAAACAGACUACAGAUGAAACUAUACAUAAAGAUGUAGAAGAAGUGGACGAACGUAUCAAUGAUUUGGCAAGCACACUGAGUCAAGAGAGAACCAUGAACAGGACAGAGUUUCGGGAGACCAAUUCAGAACGGUACAACUUACUAGCUGGAACUCACCAACGCUUUGUUACCAAAUGGCUGGGUGAUACCAUAGGACCUAAAAAAGAAUAUAUUGAGCUGCAUUCAAGAUUUCGUUUAUAA